GUCGGCUCUCGGAGCAUGCGCAGUCUGCGAAGACACGUUUCACGCGGUAGGAUUGCUUGUUUAUAUUACAAUUAAACUGAGGUACCAGCUGCCUGCUGAACCGCUUUCCCGUCGAAAAUGGGUGGGCUUCUGAGCUACUUCAGAGGCUUGCUGGGCAGUCGGGAGAUGCGGAUCCUGAUAUUGGGCCUGGAUGGGGCCGGAAAGACUACCAUUCUGUACCGGUUGCAAGUCGGCGAGGUUGUUACAACCAUUCCGACUAUUGGGUUCAAUGUUGAGCAAGUUACAUACAAGAAUCUCAAGUUCCAAGUUUGGGACUUGGGUGGCCAGACAAGCAUCAGGCCAUACUGGCGGUGUUACUUUUCCAACACCGAUGCCAUCAUAUACGUUGUUGACAGUGCGGACAGGGACCGUAUUGGCAUAUCUAAAGAAGAGCUAGUUUCUAUGCUCGAGGAAGAAGAGCUGAAGAAGGCGAUCCUUGUCGUUCUCGCGAACAAGCAGGACUUGGACGAAGCUAUGACAGUGUCCGAGAUUCACACGGCACUCGGUCUAGAUGCUCUGAAGAGCCGCACAUUUCAAAUAUUCAAGACCUCUGCACUCAAAGGGAAUGGACUAGACGAAGCCAUGGAAUGGUUAUCAAAUGCUCUGACCAACAACAAGUGACCGACGAUCAAGCAAAAAACGAGGCUUCAGCCAUGCCAGUUCACCGUCAUUGUCAUCUCAAAAAGUGCGCAUUUGUCGAGAAAUGCGAGAGAGAACAGUUCCCCAGGCUGCCGACAAAAAUAUGUGAGGAGCGCAGGAAAACUGGCUACGUGCAGCAUGGCGUCAAGACUCGCGGCCACGCUUCCAAGCCACGUGUGGACUUUGGUGCACAUCGGGAAGAGGGCCUUGGAGUGUGUCGCUUCGCCGCCAUUCCCCAUCUCUAGUCUGUGCCCAAAAAGCAAGGAGAGCCGCAGUUUGUGCUUUUGUCCCCUUGCAGCAGAAAGCUCCUCAGUAGCCCCAACAUGUCGGAAACAUUCCUGGCUGGCUGGUUGGUCGAUUUAUUUUGUAUCUUCUGGUUAGGUGACUGUGUUAUUGAAACUUCUUUUUCUUUGUGCGUGUGUCUCUGUUUUUUAAAUUCAAGAUAAAGCUAAGCAUUUUCUUCUUGGGCUGCUGCCUGCUCAUUCGUUUUAAGUAGCAGCUUGCUUGUAGUAAGACUCGCUCGUUGAAUCGUAUUGUCCCCUGUCUAAAGGAAUCGACAUAAUAGUUUGUGAGACGGCAGAGUCAAAAAAACUUAUGAAAUGGUGAAGAGAUUCAGAUGCAUUUUUUCUUUGCGAGUGGAUUGGUCAGUUGACCAUUCGCAGAGUGCCGCGUGCCUUUGAAAAGCUGUCUGAACUACUGUGCUUCACAUUCUUUAAAUUAAAGCUUGCAAAAGCGUGCUAUCAUUGUCUAAUUUUGUGUAGACAUGCCCGACUAGCGCUGUUGUCCAUCAGCUGUGCCCAUUCAUGGUCGUUUUAAGACGAUAAGGUAAAACCCUUCUCAGGAAAAAAAAACAUCGUUUUCUUUUUAGUGCAUUGAAGCCCUCAGCUGGAAGAUUAAGUAGACGUAUAUGCACCAGUAGCUGCGGUUGCUUGGUGUUGAAAAGCUGUGCAAUUGUACGAGCUUCGUUGUCUCCUGUCUAAAAUAUGUGCAAAAACAGAUUACAACAUUGAUUUGUCGAAUGCUUUAAAGGGCCCCUAAACUACCCAAGGGUCUGAAACUUAAUCUUGGUGUUGCAGUUGUGCGCGAGUCUGCAAGGAACACGUAGCCAUGAGAAUUUUUUCGUAAUGAUGCCAUAAUUACGGAGUUAUACACAUUUGAUAAUACAAAAGACCCUAAUUUGUUUCACUCUUUCCUGCGAUAUGCUCUUUUCGUCAGCUCGUCUCUCCUGGCAGAGUGCUCCUUCUUACCGUGCGAAGUCGAAGAGUGGCAAGUGCUGCCACGUUUGGCAUUGUUGAUUGUGACAACAUUCUGAACUUGAUGUUCACGUUUGCUUGAAAUGUUGGAAAAUUAUCAGAGGUUGUUUUGUGGCCCUUUAACGUAUUACUUGCUUCUUCCCUGUGACUUCAUUGGUGAUGCUGCUUCAUAAUAAUGCUGUCUAUGGCACAUCACAAGACACAUCUGUGCAGCUUUAUAUUUAUUAGUGUACCAUUUUCGUUGACUCUUUUCCGGUCAGCACUCUUAUGUCUGAUGUCUCGGAUAACGUUUUAGAUAAUUUGCCUCUCUGCAUCUUUGUACUUCUUGAUUAUUCUGUGCGUAAUAUUGCAUUCACUGUUUAGGCGAGCACUCGUGUGUAUGCUGAUAACGUAUGGAAAGGUUUACUAAAGUUAGGGAUUGCAUUCAAGUGUGGUACCAUAAAACCAAACAUCCAUAUGUUUCUUUAGAUUUAUUUGAGGUAUAAAAAGCAGAAUUGACAUGGCAUAGUGCCCUUUGCUUUUAGCUAACUAAAGGGCCUUGAAAUGUCAUAUUCUCUGGGGCUGUUUUAAAGCAACUCUCAAAAAUAUUCUUUUUCCAUUGUCUCAGAAAGACAGCCUUGUUCAUCUGUCUAGCUUAAGACAAGCAAUGUUAGACCAUGAAAUGUUCCCAUUAAUUUCCUGCCAAUAUGGACGGGAAGGUGUUAAGUUACAAGCUUAGUGAAUAUAUUUUAUUUUAUUUUGGCACAGCUGUGGACAGACAUUGGGUACACUAUUUACCAGAAAGCAAAUAAUUUCUAAUCUUUGACUGGUCUAGAGCCGUAAACAAAUGAAAACUUCAUAAAGUUCGCAAUGUUUUCACACCUUAGGUUUCGUAGGAAAGAUCACGUUGGCCGUUAAGUAUGCGAGCUUUGUGCUAUUGAUGUGCUAACCGGAAGUAGUUAGUGAGACGGAGGAUGACUAGUGUAGUGGAAUGUGCGCGCAUGAAGUGAUUGGUUGAUGCAGAUAAUCACACGAAAAUGGGAACCUGCAAGCUAUGUUAGUACGCAUGUUUCUUUUUUCAAGCGCACACCCAUGCAAAAGUCCCAUCCAGAGUUUAAUGCAUAUGUCAUUUAAAGGCAGCCGGGAAUGUGAAUAAAACCUUUUUGUAAAUGAAUGUUUUAUGUAAUUGCCAGUUUUGCUUGUUGGUUGUUAAAAUAGUUUUGUUCAUA
This is a messenger RNA of Rhipicephalus microplus (southern cattle tick), 3139 nucleotides long. It is a transcript of the gene Arl1, whose product is annotated as ADP ribosylation factor-like 1. The record is from RefSeq and is a predicted model, not a curated record. Gene Ontology annotation, molecular function: GTPase activity; GTP binding. Lineage: Eukaryota; Metazoa; Arthropoda; Arachnida; Ixodida; Ixodidae.